This is a messenger RNA of Penicillium arizonense, 3117 nucleotides long. RefSeq lists its product as uncharacterized. The coding region runs from base 1 to 3117 and encodes 1038 amino acids. Gene Ontology annotation, molecular function: protein binding; glycerophosphocholine phosphodiesterase activity. Gene Ontology annotation, biological process: glycerophospholipid catabolic process. NCBI's taxonomy places the organism in Eukaryota, Fungi, Ascomycota, Eurotiomycetes, Eurotiales, Aspergillaceae. The record is from RefSeq and is a predicted model, not a curated record. The transcript has 7 exons.
AUGCUCGGAAGUGCCAGUCAGCAGGAAACGAAGUUCGGCAAACAGAUUCAGCGCAGGCAGCUAGAUCUCCCCGAAUAUGCCGCCAGCUUCGUUAACUACAAGGCGCUGAAGAAGCUUAUCAAGCAACUCAGCGCCACUCCUACUAUCCCCGCGCAAAGAACCGCAGAGGAGAUUGCGAGGGAAGAUGACCCUCAGUUCGCUCUGCGCGCAAACAAGGAGGUCUUCUUCUUCCGUUUGGAACGAGAGAUUGAGAAAGUCAAUACAUUUUACCUUCAGAAAGAAUCAGAGUUCUCGCUUCGUCUACGGACACUAGUUGACAAGAAACGAGUGAUCCAGUCCCGAACCUCCUCGAAUUCCAAAGCGCCGUCCAAUUUCGUUUCUCUGUUUGAGGGUUUCCAGCAAUUCGAUGGCGAUCUCAACAAGCUGCAGCAAUUCGUUGAGAUCAACGAGACUGCCAUGUCCAAGAUCCUGAAGAAAUGGGACAAAACAUCCAAGUCUCGCAUGAAAGAGCUGUAUCUACAUCGGGCUGUGGAAGUGCAACCAUGUUUCAACCGGGAUAUCCUCCGAGAUCUUGCGGACCGUGCCACAACCGCCCGAUUGGAGUUGGAGGCCUGGGCCGAGGGCGAGAACAUCCAAUAUGAUGCCUCGCGUCCUGUGGACCGCACCGCAUCCCUGGGAACUGAGGAGGAUGAGUUGGAUAUUCAGAUGCUGCAGUCAGCCUCCACGGGCAAUAUGCAGACUCUGCGUGAAUGGCUGGCCAGGUUACAGUCCUUGCCAGACGCCCGUGAACGUGCAACUCGCACCUUCUUGACCGCCAUCAACGGGUUCCCAGAUGAGGUUCUUGCUCUCCUAUUAGAAAGCAAUCUGGUUGACAUCCACGCGGAGGAUGAUAUCAAUGAGCGUAACUGCCUCCACGAAGCCGCCAUUUCUGGCCGAGACUUUGUUUUCAAGGCUGGCCUCAAGGCAUCUGUCGAUUUCUCUCUGUCCGAUGUCUAUGGUCGGAUUCCUCUCCACUAUGCUUGUUUGCAUGGCCGCGUUAGUAUGGUCCGAGAUCUGCUAGCGGCAGGUCCCCAGACCGUUGACAUUAUGGAUCAUGACAACUUCACCCCUCUGAUUCACAGCAUUGUCAAGGGCCAAUUGGCAUGCGCCGAGCAGGUCCUGUACAGUAAUGCCAGAAUCAACCCAAAUUCGGACACCGAUCAUAUCCCCUUGAACCUGGCUUGUCAACAUGGCUCACUUCCUAUUGUGAAGAUGCUGCUCGAGCGAAAUGCAAAGUUGCUACCGGACGCCGAAGGUCUUUACCCGCAGCACAUGGUUGCACGUGCUUCACAAUCUCCACAGCUCUUAUUGCUGCUCAAACAGCACGGCGCUGAUCUCGAUCAAAAGGACAAGCUUUAUCAGUGGACUCCGUUGUUCCACGCAGCCAGCGAAGGCUGUGUUCCCUGUCUACGCACACUUCUUGAAUCAGGUGUUGAUUCACAGGUUGCAGAUGAAAAGGGCCUUUCAGCAAUGUACUACGCUGCCUGGGAAGGGCAUUUGGAGUGCAUGCUUCUUCUCUGGGCUCAGCCGACUGGGCAAAAACCCUCACAGCGACCGAUCGACAUUCUCAAUGGCGUGCGGCUGCAAGAACCUGGCCCGAUGGGUGAGCCAAUGUCCAUGGACGCAGGCGCAUCGGAGAUGGAGAUGGUCGACGGCAUCCCAGAUCUUGAGUUACCUCCACCCAUCAUUCCUCUGCGUCGCUAUGGCCACAACUUCCUUGACAAAAAGGUGUUCGUCCAGCUUACAUUUGAUCAAGCGAACGUUGGGUCCGUCGUCUUUGAUCAGGCGGGACGCUAUCCUGCCGCUCGGAUGACUAUCUCUUCCAAGUUGUCCGAUCUUAUCCCUCGCACAAUCAUGCUACCUAUCCAGGACGACUCGCGCACGAUAUCGUUCCACGUGGACAACCUGGACACAUUUGCCGUUGACUUUGAGAUCUUCCCUACUUUCGGUUCCAAGGUGAUUGCCAAGAGCGUGGCUCUGCCAGAUAUCUUCCGAGCCGAAUCGUCAAGCACUGGCACCGGUUGCUUGCCGCUGUUCGACCCCCGACUCCGUGCAAUUGGUCAGCUGCGCUUCAACUUCCAGGUCAUCAAGCCGUAUCACGGUGACCCCUUAGAGAUUACCCACUUUGCCACAUACUGGAAGGCUACUGGGGCGAUUGACUCGGACCACAAUGGACUGGUCACUGGUUCCAGUUUGUCGGGAGAUUACAUGCAGCUAUUUGUGCAAUUGACUCGAGACCAUGUGGCAGUUCUCUAUCCUCAGUUCAUGAUCAACCACCAUGGCAUUGAGAUCCCAGUUUCCCACUUGUCCUAUGCGCAGUUCCAGGCCAUUGGGGCCGAACGCGGUGUCAAUCAGCCCCAGAUCCUCCAAUUCUUGGAAACAGAGGGGGUUAACGACAUGCCGAAAACUCAUCGACUCCUCGCCGCGUCUUUCUUGUCGCUGCAUGAUGUCUUGCGCAAGCUCCCCAUUGACUUGAAUGUCAACAUCUCUCUUCUCUACCCAUCACCCGCGGAAGAAAAGAUGCUCGACAUGACUUCAUUGGCGGAUAUUAACAGCUUCGCCGAUGCCAUUCUGACUGAUGUCUUUGACCACGCUCGUGUGGCUAGAGAAAAGAACCCGGACUUUAUGCGUUCCGUCGUGUUUACUUCCUAUAACCCCAAUAUCUGUACUGCGCUCAACUGGAAGCAGCCGAACUAUCCUGUUCUUCUCUGCAAUGACCUAGGUCAGAUUCGGGACCUUGCUCGCAACGUUGACUCUCAGCCCCAGGUUGAUAGCAGUGGUCGUGCUUCGAUGUCGAUUAAGGAGUCUGCACGCAUUGCCCAAAAUAACAACUUCAUGGGUCUGAUUUGCAGAUCCAGUCUCUUGAACGUUGUUCCUGCCCUUGUUGAAACUAUCAAAGAGCUCGGCCUUGUGCUCGUGGCCGAUACCUCGGACGAGGCCGGUCAAGACCAACGUGAAGUGCUGUCCAACGCCGAUUCUAUGGGCGUUGCGGAGUGGGCAUACCGCAUGCCCCACGGUGUCAAUGGUGUGAUGAGAGCCAACGGCGUCCUCAGAUUCAACGAUAUGAUUGACAUGUGA